AUGGCUGCCACUCUCUCUCACUCAGCACACGCGAUACACGCGCAAACGGCAAGCCCGAUCCACGACGCUCCUGCCUACGAAAACGCCGACCUGCAACUUCACCCAACAACCCCACAACCGCUAUCACACGACUCUGCUCACCACCUUCAAUCUAUCACUUCCGCUAUCAUGGACACCGAAGACCAUCUUACUCCAGAGCCUGCAAUCCCUCGCAGCCCCAGCUUUCCUUCAGGUCGUCCUUCUCCUCUCAUCCACGACGACUCCAACAUGGAGGGCGCCGAAGGAACUGCCGUCAACCCUCCGCUUGCAGUCAACCCUUGGUUACAGCCCGUUCAACCCAUAUUUGAUGGUCGAAACUCACCCCUUCAUAACACACCCACUACCUCCGUCAACAUCGUCGACGUCCCAAACGCUGUCGACGCACCACCGCUUGCGCCUGUACAUCCAUCGCUGCCUAUCGAUCUGUAUCCCGGCACUCCCCCUCCGCCCCCAGCAUUAGCGCCCGCUCCUCGUGCGGCAGCCGAGGACAGCGAGGAAGAGGACGACGAGGAUGAUGAUAGGAGCCACAUCAGCGACGAGCGGGCAAGAAGUUUCUAUCCUUUCAACGAAGAUACGACAGUUCCCGACGCCGAAGAAACCAGAAUUAUGCAAGGAUACGUCGAGAACAGUGCUCUAGAUGACAAGCAUUGGCAAUCAAGGACCUUCUUCGACUUACAAGACCCGGAACUAGUCCCGAAAGAGCAGGGCAAGAUCGAGUGGACUCUCAACGACUUCAAUGGCACAAAAGAGAAUCCCAGAAAGAAUCUCCUCAUCACAUCGCCGACCGUCCGCAUUGGCGGCCACGAUUGGAGGAUCAAGUUGCUCCCACACGGCAACAUGCAUACCGAUAGACUCAGUCUGUACAUCGAAAAUGUUUCUGUCCAGUCGUCACCGCCGGAGGAAUGGCCCGCGGACAAGCUGCCCCUGCCUUUGUCAGGCGAUGCCAAGGUCAUGAGACGUACAACUGUUGCUGCGCAGAUAUCCAUUGUUAUCUACAACCCCGAAGAACCUCGCGUGAACGAGUUCAAGGCAGACGCUUCUCAGUUCUCUCAAGACUCACCUGACCACGGCUGGACUCGCUUCACGAGUCUGCCUUGGUACGAAAUUCAUCGUCGCUCUUAUGCUCAGCGACAACCUCUCCUUCGCAAUGAUACUCUAGCCAUCAAAGCAUUCAUCCGCGUGAUCGAUGACCCUACCGGCUGCCUGUGGAGUCCUAAAGACUCGCAACGGUUGGCUUUGACCGGCUUGCAACCCUUCUUUGGUGAUUUCGAGGCCUGCGCAUUGUAUCCUGUGUUGGCCUUGUGGCUGCAUCUGCGUCCAUUCCGUCGGAUGCUCUACGAUCUCAGCUCUACCGACCGCUUUACCAAGCAAGAUGACAGCAUAAUCACUCACCUCCAAUCCAUCCUGUGGCGCAUGCGAUCUAGAGUCGGUUGGAUCAACAAGAAUCCUCGUGCACCUCAUGUUGGUGACUUUGUUGCGGACUUCUUCUCCAAACGCGGCGCCUCGCAUACUAUGGAUGCCAUGCAGGCUAUGGAGUCUCUAUUCGUCGACAUGGAAGACAGGCUAAAAGUCAACAAAAAUGCCCUUGGAGGACUAUACAAUCUGUUCGGGACGGAUUCGUUCUCUGGUAAUCGGCGUUGUAAACAAUCAAUCAUCGGCAAAACGUCAAUCCAGGAGAUUGUCGACCAAGGCUUGCCAGAGAUACUACUCGAGAAUGAGGUCCUGACUCUUGAGCUCGAGCGCCAAGUAUUCGACUCAAAGAAGCGGGUAUGGAAGAAACUCCUCAACAAAGUGCGUCUAGACGACCAGAUCACGAUUGGCCGCCGCUCCCGCCGCUCUACGUACACUCUCUACGGAUUCAUCACCCAUGAAGGCUACCUACGCGCCGGCAAGUACUCGAGCUAUUUUCGCCCUGGCGGGCCUGGAGGCCUUUGGUAUACGUACAUGCACAACAAGGAUCCAGCGUGCCAGACCAGAGCACAGGCUGUUGGAACAAAAGAGGGUGUGUUUCCACCGAAAGCCGUCGAGGAGCCGUUCACGCCUUCCGACCGUCCCCUAAAUUAUGAUCAUGUUCCAGGCCAAGAUAGUGCGGUAGCAUAUGUGGUCAUCUAUGUUCGCAGUCCCGACACUUUCGAGCUGGGUGCGAAGGAGUCAUGGGCCGUGCCCGAGUGGAUCCCCAAGAUGUACGGCUCUCAGUCAGGCACUACUAACGGUGAGGACGACACUCUGCAUUACGGAGACACAGAUGACGAAGACGAGGAAAUGAACGACCUUUCCGAAGGGUCUGUACAGUCUGACGAGACUCUGAGCAAUAUCACGAUAGACUAUAUCUCGCAACCAUACUACCAGGGGCAAGUCAACAACUUCGGCCAAUACCACGGCUACGGCCACAUGAUUUACCUUAACGGCAACGAAUAUUCUGGUAACUUCAGACAUCAUCAGCGUUCAGAGUACGGCAAGAUGGCGUACGCGAAUGGGGAUACCUAUGAUGGCCAGUGGGCCAUGGGUCGACCACAAGGUCAUGGCAAUUACACAAGCCACCGUACCGGCAACGUCUACACUGGCAAUUGGGAGAACGGCAAAAAAUCGGGCACAGGUACCACAUACCACAAGAUCAGCGAAGACGAGGCCAAGCUGUGCAGAAUCUGCUACUCCACGGAAGUCAAUGCUGCCUUCUACGAAUGCGGACACGUGCUUGCGUGUGUCGAUUGUGCGAAGAGGAUGGAAGAGUGCCCCAUCUGCAAACGCAGGAUCAGGGAUGUGCUCAAGUUGUACCCUUUGGUUGAUUGUGAGCAGAACUGA
This is a messenger RNA of Aureobasidium namibiae CBS 147.97, 2841 nucleotides long. RefSeq lists its product as uncharacterized. Gene Ontology annotation, molecular function: cysteine-type deubiquitinase activity; protein binding. The record is from RefSeq and is a predicted model, not a curated record. Gene Ontology annotation, biological process: protein deubiquitination. The transcript is spliced from 2 exons. The coding region runs from base 1 to 2841 and encodes 946 amino acids. Lineage: Eukaryota; Fungi; Ascomycota; Dothideomycetes; Dothideales; Saccotheciaceae.